This is a messenger RNA of Aspergillus saccharolyticus JOP 1030-1, 1731 nucleotides long. RefSeq names its product NAD(P)/FAD-dependent oxidoreductase. The coding region runs from base 321 to 1646 and encodes 441 amino acids. The transcript is spliced from 2 exons. Gene Ontology annotation, molecular function: saccharopine oxidase activity; flavin adenine dinucleotide binding; sarcosine oxidase activity. The record is from RefSeq and is a predicted model, not a curated record. Lineage: Eukaryota; Fungi; Ascomycota; Eurotiomycetes; Eurotiales; Aspergillaceae.
AUCGAAUGCGCGAAACGCAAUGAAUGCGAUAAGGUCCACCCACCUGUGCCAGUAGAUUGGGGAUAGUCUAACUGCAACAGAACAGCUGUGAACUUGCACCCUCGAUAUGCAAGGCGAUACAGAGAUAGUAGCCUCAUGACAUUCAGCAAGAGUGGUGUGAUUCAUUCCGAUCUGCGCAAUACCUUGAACCGUCCCCGAGUCAUUUCAGGUUAUAUAUCGUGCACUUCCUCCUGCGAUUGCCUCCUCUACUCAGUUAUUUCACAGCAUCACAUAGAGUACUAUCCUAAGCUCUAGGCCCUGCUACACACUCUCAGGCUAUUAUGGCUAUCUCCAAGUCAGACCCCAUCGUCAUCCUUGGCGCUGGUGUCUUCGGUCUCUCCACCGCUCUCCAGUUAGCCACGGAGGGGUAUACCGACAUCUCAGUCUUUGAGCGCGACGACCAAGUACCUGGCCGGUUCUCCGCAGGGUACGACAUUAACAAGAUCGUGCGCGCUGAAUAUGAGGACCCCUGGUAUACCGAAUUAACACUGAAAGCAAUUGACGGCUGGAAAACGCCCCUAUACGCACCGCACUAUCACCAAACCGGCUUCCUACACUGUGUCUCCGGCACGGGGGCGCAACAAGCAACUCAGACGUUGGAACGCUUUCUGGCGACGAUCAAGAACCACCCGCUCUUUGCACACAAACUCAUCUCAAUCACCUCCUCGGAGCAGAUCCCGCGGGACGUGGCGUGGCAGCUCAACGGACCCCUCCCAGGCUGGAAAGGCUACUUCAACCCCCUAGCGGGGUACGCACACUCAGCGAACGCCCUGCGCGCGGUGUACGAGGCGGCCGCCGCGCAGGGGGUGAAGUUCUUUCUCGGGCCGGAGCGCGGCACCAUCCGCGAGCUCCUGCGAGGCGGGGUCGCCACGCAACCCGGGAAAGUGACGGGGGUGCGCACGCAGUCCGGACAAGUGCACAGCUGCAAGCUCGUCAUCGUCGCCAUCGGGGCGGCGGCGGGUACCCUUCUCCCGGAGGUUGGAACGCAGGUCGUGGCCAAGUCGUGGUCUAUCGGCCAUGUGCGGCUCACGGACGACGAGACCAGCGCCCUCCGCGGUAUCCCCGUCACCUAUGCCCGCGACCUGGGGUUCCUCUUCGAGCCUGACCCGAAGACGAACCUCCUUAAGAUCUGCCCCAUGGGCGGCGGGUAUAUCAACACUGACCCGAAGACGGGAGUGUCGCUGCCCCCCCAAACGUUACGCGAAAGUGAGAAUGUCCUCCCCCCCGACGAUGAGCAGCGCAUGCGCAAGCUGUUGCAGCAUGCGCUCCCGGCGCUGGCUGAGCGGCCGUUCGUGCAGAAGAAAUUGUGCUGGUUUGCUGAUACGGCGGACUCGGACUUCAUUGUCGACUAUGUCCCGGGGUCGGGAGGGAGUGUGGCAUUGUUGUCCGGUGACUCGGGCCAUUUGUUCAAGAUGCUGCCGAUCGUGGGAGAGUGGGUGGCAAGGUUGGUCAGGGAGGGAGAGCAAGCGGAGGCGAGAUGGAAGUGGAAGGGCGGGGACAAGGAAGAUGAGCAAGGGAAGAAGUGGGCUGGCGGAGAUGUCAGUUGGCGAUUGGGGGCGACGAGAGAAUUUGCGGAAAUUAAGCCGGGUCCUGGUGCCAAGCUGUGAUGUGUGUAUGUGUAUUUGAAUGUGUGUGUGCAUCUUCUUGUCAGUCUAUAAAUUUCUAUGAACGAAUUGCAUUUAUGGUAAAACA